AUGUGGUCUCACUGGCCUGACCUGGUGGCCUUCGACGAUUCCUUCCCGGACACGUCAGGUGAUCGUACCCGUACUAAACUCUUUUUUGGAUUUUUUGGUGGUGAUGGAGUAAGUUCUUGCUGUCUACCAGGCAUAGGUCCCCCCACUUUCAAUCCUUCUCUUGGAAACGGUGAUGGAGAUGACAUCCCCUUUCUGGGAACACCUCUUGGUAGAAGAGGAGGCUGUUGUCCAGAUUGAAGCCCCUUCUCCUUAGAACUUUUUCCCGAUAGCGAUAGCGAAGACGGUUGCUCGCCUUUGAGACUUCCUUCUCCUCGACCAACAGAGCGCUGCUGUCCGGGUAAGGAUCCUUUUUCUCUUGAACUCUUCGUUAACCUAGGUAAUGGGGGCGGCUUUUCUUUAUCGGGAACCUUCUUUUCUUUACUGAUGGAAUGUUGUUGGUCAGAUGGAGUUUGUUUUGGCCCGAGUCUUUUUUGCGUCCGUUGGGUUUUUGCUGAUCUCAUCGAUGACGUCAAUGGAUUUUCAGUUGUCUUUUCUACAGCAGUACCCUUUCGUUGCUUUGAUGAUGAAUCAACAUCCGGUGAUUUUGUCGGGAUUCCCUCUGCAGAAGCAGUUGAGAAAUCCGGUGAGCCAUCCUUUUGA
This is a messenger RNA of Haemonchus placei, 639 nucleotides long. The record is from the annotation of a GenBank genome assembly. NCBI's taxonomy places the organism in Eukaryota, Metazoa, Nematoda, Chromadorea, Rhabditida, Trichostrongylidae.